CUGCGGUUGAUGUGGCAGCCCAAGAGUUGAGGAUUACCGGUGAACAUAUAAAUCCUGUCAAACUUUGUGAGACCUUCCAUCCAAAGAAAAGGAAGAAUGGAGAGCUAAUUGAUUAUUCUUCACAACCGAAAGUUAUGGAGGUUAUUAACAAGCUGUCUACUACAUUCCAUGAAGCUGAAAGUGAACAUCAAUCACAAGAAGCUGAAAUUUCUGCGGCAGCAAAAUCAGUAAUUUCUGAGUUGCAUUUCAAGUAUUUUGAUGUCGUUGGGUACAACAAGAAAAGAAUUUUGGGAACGGGAAGGUAUUCCAAAGCGUUUCUUCUCCAAUUAGAGUCAAAUCAUAAAGGAUCUUCAUCAAAACGCUUGCAUGAUUUUUGUGUUGCUUGGGAUGAGCAUAUGAGAAAAUGGUUGUCUUCGCAUGGUCAUGAGGCUCCACCGGUUAUGCCUCUUGUGGAUGAAAGUUUGACAAAUAAGAAUCCCGAGUUACAACCUAAAAGUUUUGAAGAAACAUGGCUUCCGUUCUUCAAGUCAUAUGGAAUUGAUGCCCCAAACUUCUUUCCACAACAAGAUUUAUCCUCUCAAGACUCUCAACAGUCACAUGGAGAUUCUUUAUCCAACUAGAUGCAUAACUUUAAUUUUGAAAUGGCUUAAUCAUUUUAAACCACAUUAAUGUGGUGAUAUGUAUGCCUUUUUUGGAUUUAGUAUUGAACACUAGAUACUAACACUGACUUGGAUGUUUUUUUUGGAUUUAGCAUAGUUGGGGCUUUAGUAGUGACCUGGAAUCUAAUUAAUGUAAAAUCUAAGCUAGUAUAAUAUACAGAGUAUUAUUUUUUGGCAAUAUUUGAUUUUAAUUAUAUUUAAUGGUUCAAAUUUAUCUUUUCAUGCUUUGAUUUGAUAAAUUAAUAUAAACAGGUUUGGUAGGCAUACAUAAAUAAUAAUUGAAUUGAGAGCAAUUCAUAAAUGAAGAAUAUUUUUUUUGUAAAUAAAAAUUAAUUACCGGCGAAUAAUAGUGACAGAUAUUCCGCCACUAAAACUGUUGGCGGAACCAUCCGUCACAAAAGUCCGCUUCUAAUCACUGACAGAUUUGAAAAUCCGCCACGAAACAAUAUUACUUCCAGAAUUUACUGGCGGACGAUCCGUCAGUGAUUUCCGUCACCAAGAAUUUCUGUAGCGGAGUUAGCGACGGAUAUUCCGCCACUAAAUUGCGAGAUUUCUUGUAGUGAUUUAUGUAUUUUACAUUCUAUUUUCCUAAUAUAAAUAUAUUUGUGAGACUCCUAGGAGGGUAAUAUGUUUAAUUAUUUCACAAACAUGCAAAAUUGCACACCUAAACCAUAUCUGGUGCCAUUAGACUGAACAAUUAAAUAGAACACAUACUCUAAUAGAUUAAGAAGUGUUACACACAUAUUAUCACUCAAAAAAGACAUUGAAAAUUUCCUUUGGCAGCUGGGCGCAAAAUGUUAAGAAAUUCCUCUUAAUCAUCUUAAUUGAG
Molecule: messenger RNA, 1488 nt
Organism: Cuscuta europaea
Lineage: Eukaryota; Viridiplantae; Streptophyta; Magnoliopsida; Solanales; Convolvulaceae
Source: the annotation of a GenBank genome assembly